GUUUGAAAGAUAUAUGGGAAUAUUGAAAGGAUAUGUGAGAAACCGGUAUCGACCUUAUGGUUCAGUUGUAGCAGUUGUCAUUCAGUUGACACAAAUCCAGUUACAACAGUUCAGAGUCCAAAAAGGUGUUUACUAGCAGUAUGUCCCAAUGAAACACCAAUUGAUGUUGCAAAGGGUAUGGCUCAUCCAAGUACUGACGAGACUUUGGUGAAUCACCAACCAUUGUUGCAUAACUGUGUUAAAGUUUCGGUGGAUGAAGUGAUUAAGGGUAGAGAACACUUUAAUCUCCCCUUACCAGAUCAGCAAUAUGUCACUAUUGCAGAUAUAGUAGCAGUUUUGCACAAUGGCCUAUGCAUUUAGUGACUUUAGAAGAGAGUUCAUCAAAACAAAAUAUGAAACCAAAAGAUCAAAGUGCUGAUCUAUCUACUACUGGUGCACGAGCUCCCAUUGUUGGUGAUGAUGUCUUACCGCACUUGGGGGAGAAUUGCAAGUGUUUAGUGGAUUUGUUGACAGGCUUUCCACUUGGUAAAGACUGUAUUGAGUUGGAGCUGGAUAAAGCAAUCUUCCAUCAUAAAAACACAAGUUAUAUUUUUGUGAUGAUGAAUGAUAUAGUGGAUUUGAUGAUAAUGAAUUGGCUUAAUGUCUCAAUCAUACAAGUGUUUAUACUAUUUCGUAAUCAGUUGUGCAAUCAGUAUGACGUUAGGUCAAUCGGGUUUGUCUGUCCGACUCAAAUUUGCCACACACUAUGCUUAAAAGCAGUUCCAGCAAAGUUACAUCAUAUUUCAUCCACGUCAUGGAGCAUCACAAAGAUAAAAACUUUAUUUUAGCAUCAUAUCAUCAAGACUCUCAUUGGUUACUUUUGGUGAUUUGCAUACGGUCAAAAAGCGUAUGCAUCUUGGAUCCCUUGCCUUCUAAUCGCAACAUAGGUUUAAUUAAAGGCUCUGUGAAUUUGGCAUUUCGCUUUGUUCCUACGAGUGCAUGGGUUAAGAGCAUCAAUUGGAAGCCAUGCAAAUGCCCGAUCCAACCGGGAGGUCAUGAGUGUGGAUAUUAUGUCAUGCGAUACAUGUAUGACAUCGUGACAAAAUAUUCAUCUGUUGAUAAUUUGGAUGGGGCAUUUGAAAGCGAUAGUCCGUGUUCUAUCGACGACAUAAAUGAGCUUCGAGAGCAUUGGUUAAAGUUCUUCUUUCCGAGUGCUUAUAACUUUUAUUUUAUUGAUAAAAAGUAUUUUGUUUUGAUGAUAGUAUUGAGUUGGGCAUGUUUUGAUGAUAUUAUUGUAUUAAAGUAUGAGAAUUUUAAGUGCUAUUGUAUUUUGAUGAUAGUAUUUGCAUUGUGUUUAAUUUGA
Ipomoea nil (Japanese morning glory) is the source of this 1342-nucleotide messenger RNA. RefSeq lists its product as uncharacterized. The record is from RefSeq and is a predicted model, not a curated record. NCBI's taxonomy places the organism in Eukaryota, Viridiplantae, Streptophyta, Magnoliopsida, Solanales, Convolvulaceae. The transcript has 8 exons. Gene Ontology annotation, molecular function: cysteine-type peptidase activity. Bases 746 to 1342 code for a protein of 198 amino acids. Gene Ontology annotation, biological process: proteolysis.